Messenger RNA from Lindgomyces ingoldianus, 1300 nucleotides. RefSeq names its product F-actin-capping protein-like protein subunit alpha-1. Gene Ontology annotation, biological process: barbed-end actin filament capping; actin cytoskeleton organization. Bases 77 to 892 code for a protein of 271 amino acids. Gene Ontology annotation, cellular component: F-actin capping protein complex; actin cortical patch. Lineage: Eukaryota; Fungi; Ascomycota; Dothideomycetes; Pleosporales; Lindgomycetaceae. Gene Ontology annotation, molecular function: actin filament binding. The record is from RefSeq and is a predicted model, not a curated record. The transcript has 5 exons.
CUUCACUUACCCCCGUUCUGCCGCUCCCUUCCUAGGAUUUUAUUAAGUCUUUCGAUAGCCCGCUACUACUACAACAAUGUCGAGAACUGCAGCUUUGGCUUCUUUCGUGGAGAGUACCCCACCAGGCGAGCUCACCGAUGUUACGAAAGCGAUCAAAUCUAUCCUCGGUGACGAUUCCGCCCAGUCAGACCUCGCACCGGCCUUCCAGAGGUACAACGAAGAGCAAUUCGCAACCGUGAAGCUGCCCGGCGGAAGCGGAGAAGUCCUAGUCAGCUCCUAUAACUCGUUAGGAAACGACCGGUAUUAUGAUGUCGAGAGCCAGAGCUCAUUCGCCUUCGACCAUGCCACACAGAAAGCGAGCGGGGUGAAGUCAUACGUGCUAGAAUCAACCCACUCAGAUCUCGUCAAGAGCCUCCUCAAAAGCCUAGGCAUCCACACCUCAGAGCACUACCCCAAAUCCAGUCUCGGCGUCUAUCCCACAGAAGACGACUCCCAGCUCGCCAUAAUCACAGUCGCAAACAAGUACUCGCCUUCCAACUUCUGGAACGGCCGCUGGCGCUCCUCGUACAUCUACACCCCCUCGUCGGGCUCAAUCUCAGGCAUCAUCAAAGUCGACGUCCACUACUACGAAGACGGCAACGUGCGACUUCUCACAAAUAAAGUGGUGCAGUUCAGUGUGGGGGCAAAUGCGGGGGCAAGUGAGAUUGUGAGACAGAUAGCAAAUGCGGAGAAGAAAUACCAGGAAGAUCUGAAUAAGGCGUUUGGGAGCUUGAGUGAAGGCGCAUUUAAGGCGUUGAGGAGACAGUUGCCAAUUACAAGGCAGAAGAUUGAGUGGGAGAAGAUCAGUGGGUAUAGGUUGGGGCAGGAUAUAGGCGGUGGGAGGGUGAGAUAGCGGCUCGAACUGGGAUUUGGGGACAAUAAUGACAAGGCGGUGUGAUGACACAUAGACACGUUAGACAGUGAUGCCGUGAGCCACGAUCGGUUUGGGGACUUCGAUAUAGGAGGCGUCUUGGGAUUUUCUUGCUCAGCUAUUUCCUUUCCUUGCAUGUGACUUGUCGCUCCUCAACCUCUUUUCAUUUGUCUGACCCACGCCUGCAGGCCGCUCUUUUCAAUCAUAAGCCUCUCCUGGAUACUCACGCUGGGCUAUAGUCCUAGUCUAUUUCUGAGCCUUAGAAUCUCCGCAACUGCCCUAGAGCAGCAGCUCGAAGUCUGCUUUGACGCCAGCAUUCACAUUAUGAUGGUUUGCUUAUCACCGCCCUAAUCACCUCACCAAAACUUCUUCGCCGAAACUCGUAGAAAG